UAGAGGUCGGCUCCUCUCUGCUUUUCCGUCUUUGAUUUGGAUCUCUUCUUCCAAUGGCUAGCGGGAAGGACCUCAUCGUGAGCUUCGGCGAGAUGCUCAUCGACUUCGUGCCCACGGUCUCCGGCGUGUCAUUGGCGGAGGCGCCUGGGUUCAUCAAGGCCCCAGGCGGCGCCCCGGCCAACGUGGCCAUCGCCGUGGCUCGCCUCGGAGGGCGCGCCGCCUUUCUCGGAAAACUCGGGGACGAUGAGUUCGGCCGCAUGCUGGCCGGCAUCCUGCGCUCCAACGGCGUCGACGACGCCGGAGUUCUGUUCGACACCGGCGCACGAACGGCGCUCGCUUUCGUCACUCUCCGCGCCGACGGCGAGCGCGAGUUCAUGUUCUAUCGAAACCCUAGCGCCGACAUGCUCCUCGAGGAAGGCGAGCUCAACCUCGACGUCAUCAAGAGCGCUGCGGUUUUCCACUACGGAUCUAUAAGUUUGAUCACGGAGCCGUGCAGAUCGGCUCAUCUGAAGGCCAUGCAGGUGGCGAGGGAUGCAGGGGCGUUGCUCUCCUACGACCCCAACCUCCGAUUGCCGCUGUGGCCUUCGGCGGAGUCGGCGCGGGAGCAGAUCAUGAGCAUCUGGGACCAAGCGGACAUCAUCAAGGUCAGCGACGUCGAGCUCGAGUUCCUCACGGGGACGGAUUCGGUGCAGGAUGACGUUGUUUUGACCCUCUGGCGGCCGGAGUUCAAGCUUUUGCUGAUCACCCUGGGGGAGAAGGGAUGCAAAUACUACACCAAGGACUUCCGAGGGAGUUUGGACGGCUUCUCCGUUAACACAGUGGACACCACAGGAGCCGGAGAUGCAUUUGUCGGCGCCAUGCUCACCAAGAUCGUCGCGGACCAAUCUGUGCUACAGAGCGAGGAAAAGCUUAGAGAAGUUCUCAGAUUUGCCAAUGCGUGCGGAGCCAUCACCACCACUAAGAAGGGAGCCAUUCCUGCCCUGCCAAACAAAACUGAAGCUCUGGAGCUUUUGAAGAGAGAUUGAAGUGUUUGGAUCCCUCCCACUGCGUUGCUAUUUUAGUUUUUGUUUUAGUUGGAGUUUAAUUUGUCUAGGCGAUUUGGAGUUUCUGAUGUUUUAUUUUCUCUUUUUCAUAUUUUUCACAUGAUAAAGCAUUUAGAGAAGUGUUUUUGAUCUUUUAAUUUCCUUGAUAUCUAUUACAAUUUAUCAAAAA
Molecule: messenger RNA, 1212 nt
Organism: Zingiber officinale
Lineage: Eukaryota; Viridiplantae; Streptophyta; Magnoliopsida; Zingiberales; Zingiberaceae
Product: probable fructokinase-1
Exons: 4
Coding region: 54-1025 (323 amino acids)
Biological process (GO): fructose metabolic process
Cellular component (GO): cytosol
Molecular function (GO): fructokinase activity
Source: RefSeq, a predicted model, not a curated record